GCUUCACGCAGUUCUCGUCUUGCUCAAAGACUCAUAUUUGUGGUUCUGAAAUGCGGCAAGGAAACGUUUUGCGCCAGCGUGGGGCGCAAGCAAGGGCGAGGCUGCUCUCCUGCCCCCUACUUAGGUUCACACCUCAACGUGCUGGCGCACCGAUGCGGCAACGCCAGCAGUAUGUGAACCCGGAGCUGAGGCAUCCUGGGCGGAUUUCCUCAAACGUGCAGUCUUCAGCAGCCCAGCACACGGCGCCCAACGACUCGGCAUCAACGUCAUAUUUAUCGCUCAUAUCGUCCAGCGCCUUCCAGGUUAUGGACCCCGCGGGCUCAUUGCCCACCGCUGCCGAGGUGGCUGAAGUGCUGCCCCACCUGACUCCCAAGCAGCUGGCGGACGCAGUGUGGUGCUUCGCGCAGCACGAGGUGAAACCGACGGCGGAGCUGAUGGACGCUGUGGCGCAGGAGAUCCACAGCAAGCUGGCGCACUUCAGGGCCCAGGACCUGAGCAACACGCUGUGGGCGUUCGCGAUGCUCAAGUACCAGCCCACGGAAAUCUGGUGGCAGGACUUUGAGCGCCAGGUGUACGGCGCACUCACGGACCUCACGGAUCGCCAGCUGGCGAACCUGCUGUGGGCGUUCGCCGUGCUGGAGCGGCGGCCAGUGGUUGCAGACACCCUGCCCGCAGCCGCCUCGGCGUCGGCCUCGACUUCUUCCUCCGCUGUGGGGUGUGCGGACGUGCUAUCGUGCAGUGGCGCGGCGGCGGGAGCAGGGGCGGCGGCCAGUGGCGGGGUAGGUUGCUCUGCUGUGCCCCAGGUGGAGCUGCUGGCGGCUUCUGAGCGCCGCUCCGGCUGGGUGCUUGACCCCCUGCUUGCACACAGCUGCGCGCGUGGCUUCUCCGGCUACUCGGCCGGCAGCCUGCACCUGCUGGUGUGGUCUCUGGGCAAGCUGCACCACCCGCCGCCCGCUGCCUGGCUAGAGGGCUUCCUGCCGGCCGCGGAGUCUCAAUUUUUCCGCUUCUCGCCCACCGAGCUGUCCAACAUAAUUUGGGCACUGGCCAAGCUGGGUGUGGAGCUGCCAGGCCCAUGGCUGGAUAAACUGCUGCUGGUUGCGCAGUGGCGCUUCCCGUCCUUCCCCGCGCGGCUGUUGAGCAUCGUGGCCUGGAGCACGGCCACGCUCAACCACCGGCCGCAGCAGGAGUGGCUGAUGUGCUUUGAGGAGCAGGUCCGCGCCAAGUUCCUGGACUUCACAGGCCACGAGCUGGCGUGCGUGGCCUGGUCGCUGCGGCGGUUCGGCUACUCGACCCGCAACAACGCGGUGUUCUACAUGCUGCAGAAGCAGCACCGCUUCCUAGCCGCGGACUUCGAGAUCCUGUCCAACCCCAAGCUGCUGCGACAGGUGCUCGGGUGGAAGGCCGCCGCGGCCUCCUCCGGCGAGCAGGACGACGACAAUCGCCGCAACCACAACGGCGGCCUUGGCGGGGAGAGCGUUCCGUAAAGCACCGGCCGGCGGCGCACACCUGUCGGCCCCGUGCAAACGGCAACACGCACGAGCUCCGGGGCAGCAGGCCAGUCGUGGACGACUGCAGGGCGCGGCACAGGCAGCGGUAUGAUAGCGGCCCUGCUGCUGUCAGGGAUUCAUGUCGGUAGAUCAGUCGACCCUCGCUUGCGCGGCUGAUUGGUGGUUGACCUUGUGUCUUGUAUAGGGGCUUCUGUUUAUGUAGCGCAGUAGCAUAUUAGAGUGCGGCGGUGUCGUGUGUGUAUGCGCACAUUCAUGAGUUCCAUGCAGCAAGCGUAUUCCAGGCAUUGCUAGGAGCUGGUGUGCAUUGUUGUAGCUGCCAGCAGGCGUCGUGUGUUGUAUGCGUUGCCUGGCACCGCCUUGGUGUCUAUGCCUAUGCAAACUUUGUGCGUGUGUCGCGCGUUCGAGGUACACCAGGUGGCGGCGCGGCACUGGAAGUGCGUAAGUAAUAACGUGUGCGCGAGUUUGAUUGACCGACUUGCGAGGUGUGGGCUACUGGUGUGGGUGGUGUAUGCCACUUCAUGUAUAUUGGGCUUUGGAGCUGGCGUGCUGCAUACACGCAGCAAGCAGUAAAUAGACCAGUUUACCGUUUACAGCGCGGCUGUCAUGGGGCAAGUGAGUUUAAGGUGGUUUCCAUUCCACCGCAUGCGUGGACAUACCACGUGCAACGUAUGCGUUCUCAGUACGCGACUCUGACAUAAGUAUAUUCUUGUUGCGAGUGUCUUCUACUGCUUUUCUAACUUGGUAUAUUGGUUGAAUGUGCAUCAUGUCGUGUCGCGGAUUGCGUCAAGGCCAGCGCAUGCUGGGACUAAGCCAGGUGCAGGCGGAGGGAGUUGUGUGUGUGGUUCAGGUUGCAGGCAGCACCAGUGAGGCUGGACGGGGCUGUGGGUGCCCAGCUUGUGGCGUGGGGCUCUAGCUUACGUCAGUCGCUGACGUGCAAUGCUGGAGUUUGCGCACACAGGUUGAAGCAUACCAGAAUAAUGUGCGUCCAAGCUGCCUCCGGAACAAUGCGCAAAUUUGACGCUGGCGCGUACCGAGAGCCCAAAUAAAGUGAUGAGGGGCGCAUGAGUUCACAGAAACGCGGAUAGCUGGAGUGCGGUAACAGAGUAGCAAACGCAGCCUUGGUCAAGACUUUCGAGGGGGUGUGACGUAGCGAGGUGAGCUUGUAGAAACGCGCAGGAGGGUCGGGGCAGGAGUGUGGGAGAGUAUCAAACAUUCCUUUUCGUAAUGCGAGUUAUAGGAAGGGGUAUGGAGAGAUGGACAAGGGAGAAGCGGGCAACAUGGCCCAACCGUCCGGGCGGCACGGACGCGUGCACUUGUGUGUGCCUUUUGUGCGCCAGUGUGCAGUCGAAAGGCACGCAGCUCGUCUUAGCCAUUGUUUAUGGUUGGUGUUGGAGACGGAGAACGAUGUCACGGCUGGAAGCGCCGUUCACCGAGUAUUGCAUGAGGCGAUUAUGAGAUGCGUCCACAUAUCAGGCUCACGGUAUUUGUACAGGAGGGCGUGGAGGGCGCUGUACAGGGCGGGCGGGUGGGACGCCGCAUGGGGCCAGUUUAUGAUAGGAAGUGCUCCGUCGGUGGGUUGCAAGCAAAAGUCUGCGGCUACUGUACAUAGGACGUCGGCGUUCAAGUACAAUGGCCUGCCGCGCAACCCGGCCUCCCGGAAGGGGUGCGCACGCCUGAUGUACACCGGGGUACACCGUGACUGUGCGACGGGAAGCAGUGAGGAACCUGAGCACGCAAGGUGCGGCGGCAGUGUUGGUGAUGAGAGUGCUGUGCCGCAGUAGGGUGAUAGGACUAAGUGGAUACAUACUCUGCGAUGGCGUGUGCAGAAGAACAACAAAACCGAAGAAUUGGCAAACGGCCGCGGACAUGUACACGGGAGUGCCAGAAGUGAAGAUGAGUGCGGCCUGUAACAUGAGGAUUGU
Molecule: messenger RNA, 3430 nt
Organism: Chlamydomonas reinhardtii
Lineage: Eukaryota; Viridiplantae; Chlorophyta; Chlorophyceae; Chlamydomonadales; Chlamydomonadaceae
Exons: 5
Coding region: 51-1484 (477 amino acids)
Biological process (GO): regulation of mitochondrial mRNA stability; mitochondrial RNA processing; chloroplast rRNA processing
Cellular component (GO): ribonucleoprotein granule; mitochondrial matrix
Molecular function (GO): RNA binding
Source: RefSeq, a predicted model, not a curated record